AUGUCUUCUUCAUCAACAGGCAACCAAGACGACAAUAUUAAUGAAGCCAAUGGUUUCUCACAAACACUACACCCACUUACAUCAUCGGUAACGGAAGUACAAAUACCAACAUUAGAACAACAACGUUACCAAACGGCAUUUCAUGAGGAAAACAUGAUUGAUCAAAUCGAUGCAAUUAUUCGUCGUUUGUUGACAAGUCCAAAUCAUCAGUCUUCCUAUCAAUUCGUCUUUCGAUGGACUGUUGCUGAAGAGCUCAGUCUCAAUUAUAGUUACCUCCUAAUUCCAAAUUUACCUGAUGAGUCCCUUAAGCAAGGACGAAACCGGUCGUAAGUAGCUUGGAAUUACUUUUAUAAACACAUCCACACCCACACCCCACACCCACACCCUCAAAAUGAAAAAUUCAUUUUGAGUAUGAACACAAAUCAAUAGGGAUUUGUUAUUACAAUUUUUGUAGAGCUUUUCACGGCGCAUCUUUUAAGAAAAAAUUCAAGAUUUAAUCAUCCAUCUAAGCCGAGAUAUAGACAUUUUGACAGACCCAGAAUACAGGAAAAUUUCGAAAAUAGUACAUGACAGUGUUGUUCUAGGCUCUCAUCCAUAGUACAAGCUGUAGACCUGAAACUUUGCAGCUAUGUAGUACCACAUAUGUACAACAAUCUACCAAAGUUUCAGCGAAUUUGCUUUUGUAGAAUGCGAGAACGGUGAAUUCUUAAAAUCGUUUCAGAACUUCUGG
This is a messenger RNA of Rotaria sp. Silwood2, 730 nucleotides long. NCBI's taxonomy places the organism in Eukaryota, Metazoa, Rotifera, Eurotatoria, Philodinida, Philodinidae. The record is from the annotation of a GenBank genome assembly.